AUCUCGUUGAAACAUCUAAAGUUUGUUGUGAUUGAAGAAUUCCAUCUUUGUACAACGGAUUCUGUUUAUAUGAAGAAUCUCACAGCGAUGCGAAUUAUUCUCACCAAUGAAGCCUCGCCAGCGAUUAUUUGCAUAUCUAAUUUGACAUCAGUACAGCAUAUGUUUGACAAGAAUUUCUUGGAAGAGAUAUUUCGGUCUAAAUUCGUGAAAAUUGUUGCUCCACCAGAACUUGGCGAUAUCAGGGUGUCAAUAUUGCCGAAUGUCGGCCCCAGAAUUCAAAAUCUACUGACUUAA
Molecule: messenger RNA, 294 nt
Organism: Strongylus vulgaris
Lineage: Eukaryota; Metazoa; Nematoda; Chromadorea; Rhabditida; Strongylidae
Source: the annotation of a GenBank genome assembly